UCCACGGCGACGGGACCGGUAGAACCGGAACUGACCGCGUUUCCAGGGCGACGGGACCGGGCCUGCGGAGCGGGGAUCGUUGCGCUGGACGAUGAACAACCCCGAGGCGGUGUUCACGCUGCUCUAUGUCGUCCUGUCCUUCUGCUUCGUCUUCACCCCGACCGAGUUUCGGUCUGCGGGGCUGACGGUGCAGGACCUGCUGGCUGAUCAGCUGGGCAGCGAGCAGCUGGCCUUCGUGCACUAUCACAUCCGCAGGACGGCCGCCACGUUGGUGGCUCACUCGCUGCUGCCGCUAGGCUAUUAUGCAGGAAUGUGUUUUGCAUCUUCUGAUGAAAAUAACUACUUUCUUGUGAGCUGGGGAUGGAUUAUUUACUUGCUGGUAGCUGUGCUAACUCCUGCCGUUGUUAGUCUCAUCGUGUUGUACUGGUCCUCAAAGAAUUGGAGCAAUCAUCCAAUAGCCCGGAGCCUUGCAUACUAUGCCCUUCCCCAAUCCAGUUGGAGAGCUGUGGCAUCCUCUAUUAAUAUAGAGUUCCGAAGGAUUGAUAAAUUUGCCUCUGGUGCACCAGGAGCGCGAGUUAUUGUCACCGACACCUGGGUGAUGAAGGUGACUACUUAUCAUGUUCACGUGGCACAGCAACAGGACAUUCACCUCACACUGACUGAAUCAAGGCAACACGAACUGUGUCCCGACCUAAGUACUCCAGUACAAUUUCUAACCAUCCAAGUGGGCGUCAUCAAUCCACGCAUCACACCAUUUGACAUUAGGCUGAAUUCAACAGAAUAUGGUGAACUGCGUGAGAAGCUCCAUACAACAAUACGGAAUGCCCAUAAUGUGGUCAUCCAUCAGUCCCUGAGUGACAUGUUUCUUGACACAUUCAAAAUCCAAGUGGAGCUGAAUCAACGUUAUCAUCUUCCUGGCAACCAGGAAUUGGAAUCGUGUAUUGGCUGCAUGCAGACAGCUGCGAACAUCAAACUUGUCAAAUUCUGCAUGGAGCCAAAUGAUGGUGAAUGUCAGCAAUGUUACUGCCGUCCGAUGUGGUGCCUGACCUGCAUGGGGAAAUGGUUUGCCAGCCGCCAGGACCAGCAGCAUCCAGAAACGUGGCUUUCAAAUCGGGUGCCUUGUCCUACCUGUCGAUCUAAAUUCUGCAUACUUGAUAUCUCCAUUGUUUGCUGAAAAUAACCUGAAUAUGAUAAUUGAACUAGUUAACAUCGACAAAAUUCAUAUUUGUAAGUUAUAGAAGCAGAAUUAAGCCAUUUGGCCUAUCAAGUCUAUUCCGCCAUUCAAUCAUGGCUGAUCUAUCUUUCCCUCUCAACCGCAUUCUCCUGCCUUCUCCCCAUAACCCCAUGACACCCGUUUUAAUCAAGAAUCCAUCAAUCUCCAAGCAAGAUUUUAUUUCUGGCCUCUUGCAUCUUGUCACUCUAACCGCAAUGAAUUUUCUUUUUUGGUGGAUUUGAAUGCCCCUGAAAUGUUUUUUAUUUUUCUUGUUAAAACUUGUGUCUGCUUCAAUCUAAUAGAGUCUGGAGGACUUUCUGUAACCAAAGUUCCAAAAUGGUCACUUGUCUCUUUAUCGCCUUCAUAGGUUGACACACAGUGGUGUACCAGUUAACACUGUCUCCCAGCUCUAGAGCUGCAUGUUCAAUUCUGCCGGUGACUGCCAUCCGCGUGGACUUUGCACAUUCUCCAUCUUUGCACGCACGCACUUCCAGGUCUUCCAAUUUUCUCCCACGUCCCAAAGAAGUACUGCUCGGUUAAUUGGCUAUUGUAAAUUGACUCCUUAAAGAAUCAAAUAAUUUGUUAUUGGGAGAGAAUCAAUGGCGGGACUACAGGGGAAUGAGAAGAAUGGAAUGAGACUGGGAUUUUCUGGAUGCCGCGUGGAUUCAAUGGUCCAAAUGACUUCUUACUCUGUAGUUAGUAGGUAACGUGCAUUAAACCUAAACUUGAAACCAGUAUAUACACUUGGUGGAAAGGAUGAGAACUAAUGGAUUUUGUCACAGAAGCAGGCGGAUUCAGAAUUGCCUGGAACUCAUCACAACAGCUGGGUGGUGCAUCUUGUUGAGCUGCCGACAUAACACCAGAGACCCAGUGUGCUGAUUGUAUGGAGCUUGCACGUUCUCCCUGUAACCGCGUAGGUUUUCCCCCUCCCAUCCCAAAGACUUGCAGGUUGAGAGGCUAAUUGCCCACUGUAAAUUGCGCCUUGUGUCUAGAUGAGCAGUAAAUCUAGGGGGAAUUGGGAAGAAUGUAUCGAGAAAAAAAAUGGGAUUAAUGUAGGCUUCGUGUAAAUGGAUGGUCAAUGCGCUGGCAUGGAUUCGGUGUACCAAAGUGCCUGUUUCCAUGCUGUGUGACCCUGUGACAACUUAUAGGAAUCACAAGUUAUUUUAAAUAUCUUGAACUGAAUUUGAAUUUCAGUCUUGUAUAUCUUUUUAUAUUUCAAAGCUGUCUUUUGGCUUUAUACUUCAGAUGCAAUUGUUACGUAUUUUUAUACCUCCAAAUGUCCACAUGAUCACUACAAACCUGUACAUGAUUACACAAAAACAACAAUCAGAUGGCAAUUAUUUACAAUAGAAUGGAGAUGUGAAUUAUUUUUAUUUACUUUGCUUCUGAUGCACUGCUUUAAUAGCCCAUCUCCUUAAUGAACAAUUUCUGAAGCCUGUUGAUAUAGGGAUAGCAUUUUCCAUUUCCUACUCAAAAAUGCUAUUGGUGUUAUAGUUUGUUGGAUUUUCUGGGAUGGUAUUCUUAAACAGCACUUUGUAGUUGAUUUGUUCUCUGACCUAGAGUGACAUUUGGAAGUCUGGAUUCAUUACCCUGAUGGAGAUACUGAUAACGGACCUUAUUGAAAUACAGUAGUCUGUCGGAUGAUGAUACUUCCACAAUGAUGCUCUGACUGCCUUUGCUCCAAAUGAGAGAAGGAAAUGGUGCCACUUUUUAUGAAUAGUUAUGUUAAAUAUUGUUUAUAUAUAAUAUAAAAUUAAUAAAUAAAAAGAAUGAUGCAGUGCAAUUUUCUUUUAAA
Messenger RNA from Amblyraja radiata (thorny skate), 3008 nucleotides. RefSeq names its product transmembrane protein 129, E3 ubiquitin protein ligase (gene tmem129). Lineage: Eukaryota; Metazoa; Chordata; Chondrichthyes; Rajiformes; Rajidae. Gene Ontology annotation, biological process: protein ubiquitination. The record is from RefSeq and is a predicted model, not a curated record. The coding region runs from base 92 to 1174 and encodes 360 amino acids. Gene Ontology annotation, cellular component: endoplasmic reticulum; membrane. Gene Ontology annotation, molecular function: ubiquitin protein ligase activity. The transcript is spliced from 4 exons.